AGCAGAGCGAGGCUCCGAGUGGUUAAGGGACCUGCCCAGGAAGGGGUCUGCCCCCGAGGGGGCGGAGUGGAGCGGCAGGAGGGCUCACGUGGGCGCCGAGGCCGCAGCCCGGCACUUCCUCGGGCACCUCCUCGCGGCCCCGCCUUGCCGCCCGGCUCCCACCUUUCUAGGUCCCGGCCCCGCGCGCCCCGACUGCGAACUACGCUACCCGGCAGGACGCGAGCGCGCGCACGCGCACCCGGGCGUCCGCCAUGGCGACCGUGCUGUCCAGGGCGCUCAAGCUCCCGGGGAAGAAGAGCCCGGACCUAGGGGAAUAUGACCCCCUCACACAGGCCGACAGCGACGAGAGUGAAGAUGAUCUGGUGCUUAACCUGCAGCAGAAGAACGGAGGGGUCAAGAAUGGGAAGAGUCCGCUGGGAGAAGCACCGGAGCCCGACUCAGAUGCCGAGGUCUCAGGGGCUGGGAAGCCGCAUCUCUCAGAUGUCACCACGGAGGGGUACCCCUUGGAGCCCCUGGGGGCCCUGGAGCAGAAGGCAUCCUCCUCCAUUGCAUCUUACGUGCGCACGUCUGUCUUUCUGCUGAUGCUGGUGAUCUCCAUGGUCCUGGUGCUCGUGUGUGCCUUCCUGAUCCCCUGUCCCCCCCGAGACCUGCACAGCAUGUGGAGCCGUCACUUGGGCCCCCAAGGAGGCGGGGACCUGUCUCCACUGGACCUGGCGGAUGUGAAUGGAGACGGCCUGCGUGACGUACUCCUCUCCUUCGUGACAUCAGGGAACGGGAGUGCAGCUGGUGUAUUGAGGCCACCUGCUGUCCUUGUGUGUCUUUCGGGGAUGAACGGCAGCACCCUCUGGUCCAGUCCCCUCCCUGAGGAGGCCCGAGAUAUUACCUGUCUGGAUCUGAUGCCAGGGAGCAUGGCCGGAACUGUCUGCCUUGUGACGGGGACACGCAAGAUGCUCAGCGCAUUCAACGCGACUUCAGGGAAGGCCAUUUGGACUUUAGACCCAAACUACUUAUCCAAUGGGACCCUGGCUGCCCCAGGCGUGGUGCUGCCGGACCUGGAUGAAGAUGGCGUUAGAGAUCUCGCGGUUCUGGCCAUUGGGGAAUUGCAGCCAGAUCUGUGCUUUCUGCUGGUGUCUGGCCGGACAGGGAGUCCCGUGGGCCGACCCGUGAAGUACACCAUCGUGGGCGUGGGGAACCUGAUCGGCCCUCAGGUUUACGUCACCACCAGCGGGGCUGCCUACAUCCUGUUUGGCUUUGGAAAUAUCCAGGCUGUCGCCCUGCGGGACAUUUUCGUUCAGGCCCAAAAUCGAGACAGCUUACCACCUUCCCUGCAGAUAGAGGAGCCCGAGUGGGAGAAGCGAAGACCCAUCAACCUGUCUGAGCUCAUUGACAUUUACAGCGAUGGGGUGGAGCUCCUGCAGAUGGUGAAGGCGCCGGACUCCAACAGCACGAACCUCCUGAUCACAACCAGACAAGGCCUCGUGCUGCUUCGGGGGCAGAAUCUCACACCGUCCUGGACCCUGAGCCUCCAGGGCCUGCGCAGCCAGCCUACUCCUGGGUAUUUCACGGAUGAUGAGACGUUAGACUUCCUUCUGCAGAUACCAAAUGGAGUUGGGAUGAAAAAGAUCAUGGUGGUGGAUGGGGACUCUGGCCUGGUCACUUGGAGUUACAGCGUUCCAUGUCACAUGGAAGACACCCCAGCCACCUCAGCAGCCACUGUGGACCAGAAGUCUGUCUUCCUCUUCUGGGCUGAAGGGCUGUCAGCUGCACCUCCCAAUCCCGAUGUGGUCCUAGGAACCGAGCCAUCCAGCCUUCACCACCUGUACCUCCUGCAUCCAGCCUUCCCCUCCAUCCUUCUGGACCUGGCCAACGCCACGGGCACCGUGACGGCUUCAGAGGUUGGGAUCAACGACCUCUGGAAAGAUGCCUUUUAUGUUACCAGGACAACAGGGCCAAGCUCCGAAGGGCAUCCGGCACCCCUGGUGGUCAGCAAGCUUAGUCUGCGGUGGGCACUGAUGGAGAGCCAAGUGGUCCAGCUAAACGAGGCCACCCCCAAAAUUGGGCGUGGGGAGCUGCGAAGAUUCCUCUCUAGGAUGAAGUUCAUUGACUCUCCCUACCAGUUCUAGGCUGCUGAACUCUUCAGUUUCAGAAGAAGUGAAUGGAAUGGUACUGUCUCUCUCCAGCUGGUGUAAACUCAGUUCUUCUGAGAGGACUUCUGUCACCCAACUCCACCACCUCUGCGUGACUGUCACCAAGCACUUUGGAAGGCACUUGGAGGUCUUGGACAACAGCACGAUCCGUUUGGCUGGGGUAUCUUACUGCCCUUCUAACCCCCCGAAUUAAUCCCCUCUAGGCGUUCUGUGUGCACAGUUUGGAAAUGUGAAUCUUAUGAAGUGUGUGAUUUCUUGUGUGUCUAAUUUAUGAAGCCUUGCUGGGACAUUCCAGUGACGUUCUUCCCUGGAACAUUUUGUUGUACGUCAGGCCCUGAGUGUGUAUCUGUUGGUGUGGUGAAGAAAUCUUCUCUAGAUGAGUAUGUCCUAAGCCCCAGGGGCCCAGCUUCUCAUCCGUCUGAAACACAUCUGGUUAGUUUGGGCCUCUUGAGACUCCCAGAUAGCCUACCUCUGACUUGGAGGGCCCCCCACUAUUUCUCCCCUGUUCUCCCCACACCUGUACCUCAGCUGCCUCCCGACCUUGGCGGCAGCUAGAAAGACUGACAGCGGGGAUGGCGCAAGCCACCCAGCACCCACAUCUCUUCCUUGUCUUGCGGCUCCUGUCUCCUCUCUCCUCACAUGUUCCUUUGCUGUAUCUUCAGUGACCAUAAGAAUAGCCCUGUUCCUAUGAGAAGGGGAGCAGGAGAAGUUUAAACGCCCCACCUCUGACAAGGCCCAUAGGUUAUGAUGUGGUUCGGAUCAUCCUGCCAGUCAUGACCCUUUUUCCUGUGGUCAUUUCAGAUGUGCUUAGGUGUGCGCCGUCCUCAGCUUAGAGGAAAACUCAAGUCAGAACAGCCGAGGCGGGCAGCCUCAUCCGCCUGCAUCUCCACUCUGCUCUCUAGCAUCUUCUCCUAGUGGGUGUCCUCCUUUCUGCCUCUCACUUUGCUCUCUUUUAUUCAGGGAUGUUUUGCUUUGCUUGCAUGAGAGCAAAGCUGUUUCUGAACUUUGACUCUGGCUCCUUGAGUCCAGCAUGCAACUGUUCGGCCCCGUAACCUUCUUCCUUGCUGAGCCUUUGAAGCAGAGUAUUUUGAGACAAUGUCUAUAGCUUUUAUAAGUGGUGAAGUUAUUUAGAAUUAUCUCUAAUUAGAGCUUACUUCUUCCUUCUUCCGUAUGAAUAUGUUACUUUAUCAGGUUCUCUCCUAAAUGUCUAGGUGUUGUUUAUAUAGCAGAGAAACCCACGUUAGCCGGGGGAGAACCGCUUUUGUUCUUGAAUAAUUUUCAUAGGUCAUCCCUGCGUUCACUCAGGUUCUGUCUUCACUUGAGCCUGUGUCUUUAUAGCUUGUGUUAAUAAAGAGAUUCCAGAAAAUGUAGAGAUUCCAGAAAGUUGGGAUGCCAUGUUUAAAGGGAUGUGUCUGAAUUCCCCACUGGUAGGCAUUGUGACAUAGCAGAAGCUUCAUGGCCAGAGCUCUAAGCAGGAUGUUGCCUGGCCUGUAGACUGGCCUUGCCAGGUUUCUGCCCCCUCCCCCGCCCUUAAGCCCCUGAAAGCAAAUCUGGUUUUAACACUUGAAGGCAUGUGUGGUCCUGCUUAUUGUGGACUUGGGGGAACAAUUAGGAGACACCCAAGAGUAUGGGACUGAUUCCAGACUUACUUCCUAGGGUUUGAAUCUACCUGGUAGAAGGGUGUGAGGUCUAGUUUGCUCUAACAGAGAAGUCUAAGGACUAAUUCACAGUCGACUGAAUACCUACAACUUGAGUGGUGACCUGGUGGCCUGGGCUGAACCCCUUUAGGCAGGAGUCAAAUGCAAAGUUGUUUACUGAGGAUCUGGUUUGGGGUUACUGUUUGGGGCAAGAGACUAUUUAUGCUUGGUGAGUCCCAGAAAUACCUCAGGAGCAGCUAGGAAAACCCACAUCCCUAAAUUCCUGUGGUGUGUUUGCAGACUGACUUUACAUAGUUUUGACUCUGAUCAGUUUGAAUUUCUCUUGCUAAACACAGGACACAAGCUCUAGGUUUCCUCUUCCUCUUGCAACCAGUACGGGGGCAUAAGUGGUGGCUGGAGAUCUAGGAAGCGUCACCUGAUCGGUGUGGGUGCUGGUCUCUUGUGAAAUGUGUCCCUAAGCUUCCUUCUCUUCGCAGGCAACCCCUCACCCAGAUGGCUUAGAUAGGAAGUGAUCCUCUCUUCCCCGUGCCCCACACGGGGUUGCCCGCAGAGCCAGCCCAGAACUACUUAGAAAGAGGAUUGACUUCUGCGAAUGCCAGAGUGUUCCUUCUCCAAAUCCCUCCCCUUUCCUUCCCUUACAAACCCUCCACAUUGGACAACAUCCUCCCUACCCCUAGAGGGUCUCUGCUCCCCUUUCUUGUGUGGUCUGGUGGUCCCCCCAUGCCCUGAAUGUGAAUGGCCGUCCUUAUUGCCCGUGUUAAAGAAGAGUCAGCUGGUACGUUGUCAGGAAGCACUGUUUAAAAUGUGAAUCGUUGCAGAACAAAUAAACACUGUGUACAGGAGCACACGUGUGUGCCGUGCGCAU
This is a messenger RNA of Hippopotamus amphibius kiboko, 4670 nucleotides long. It is a transcript of the gene FAM234B, whose product is annotated as family with sequence similarity 234 member B. Lineage: Eukaryota; Metazoa; Chordata; Mammalia; Artiodactyla; Hippopotamidae. The coding region runs from base 252 to 2123 and encodes 623 amino acids. The transcript has 13 exons. Gene Ontology annotation, molecular function: protein binding. The record is from RefSeq and is a predicted model, not a curated record.